AUGGCUCUUACUGAACUAUAUGGUCGAUCAUUUUCUGAUGCACUAUACGAACGUUAUUGUGAUUUUGAUUCAACAUUUGAUGAUCUGAAAAAUGGUUGCGAUAUUGUUUAUUUCGUUGGAUCAUCACCGAAAAAAACAGAAUCAGGUCUUAUUCUUAAUGCAUCAACUGUUGUUUUAACUGAUGAACGUAUAUCACAUGUGGGUGAUCCACAUGCUAUAGAAACAUCAUGUUCACAUGUUGAACUUGUCGAUAUUUCAUCGAAUGCAUUUUCUGAUUGGCAUGAAAUAUCACUUCUUCUUUCUUCAUUACCUCAUGUUAAAACAAUUAAUUUAAGUUUUAAUCCAUUUUCUUCACAUUUACAUAUAUUACCUGAUGAUAUUCAAUGGCCUAAUCUUAAUACAUUAUGUUUAAAUGGCAGUCGUAUUAGUCUUGAUAUGGUCGUAGAAGUACUUAAAAAAACACCAAAUUUAGAAGAAUUACAAAUCUGUUCAAAUAAUUAUACAACAAUAUUAUCAAAUUAUAAUUUUCAACAUAAUAAUCUUAAACGUGUUUAUAUAUCAAAUAAUAAUUUAACUGAUUGGAAAUCUAUAUGUCGUCUUGGUGAUUUAUUUCCACAUUUAGAAACAUUAAUAGCUAGUGAUAAUCCAUUGAAAAGUUUUCGUUCAGAUGAUGAUGAUACGGCAAUUUGUUUAUCAAACUUACAUACACUUAGUGUUGAUCAAGUUCAAAUAUCUGAAUGGAAUGAUAUUAUUGCUCUAACAAAAUUACCAGCACUUCAUGCAUUAAGAAUUCAUUCAGCACCAUUGCUUAAGCCUUAUCAAAAAGAUGAACGAUUUUUUCUUUUACUUGGUUAUAUGAAAAAGAUAAUAAAGUUAAAUGGAAGUGAUAUAACAGCAAAUGAAAGAGAAACAAGUGAAAGACGAUUUAUUCGUUAUUAUUCUCAACGUGAUGAUAAACCUCAACGAUAUUUUGAAUUAAUUGAACGACAUGGUAAUCUUAAACCAUUGGUUGAUAUUACAAUUCGUGCACCUUAUUUAGCACAAGUACAUCUUGUCUAUAAUAAAAUAACACAUGAUAAAGAAAUUGAUGUUCGACAAACAGUACAACAAUUUAAAAAAUAUCUUCAAGAAAUUUUUCACAUACCAUUCAAUCGUUUACGAGUUUUUUAUGUGGAUGAUGUCGCUUUUAAUAUGGGUGUAUGUGGCCCAGAAGAACUCAAAUAUCCACAACGAUUAUUACAUACAUAUAAUAUUCAUGAUGGAGAUCAAUUUCAUAUCGAUCUUAAACCGGAUUUACGUAAACCUCAACAAUCAAAUCAAAUAGCUGAUUCAACUCGACAUUCACGUAAAAAAUCAACUGAUAAUUCUCCAAAUUCAUCAUUUUCUUCAACAUCAUCUGACGAUGAUAAAAUAAUUUCACCAUUUACUUUUGAUUCUUUACAAAAAUUAUCUAAUCAAACUGAUAUAAAUACUCAUCAAGCAUUUAUUCAACUAGAUCAACUUUAUCCGUCCGCUGAAAAAACUUCUCAAAUUAAUGAUGAUGACGAUGAUCUACUCUUUGCUGCAGCAAGUGCUUGUAUUCAGAUGAAAAAAGACUAG
Molecule: messenger RNA, 1599 nt
Organism: Adineta steineri
Lineage: Eukaryota; Metazoa; Rotifera; Eurotatoria; Adinetida; Adinetidae
Source: the annotation of a GenBank genome assembly